This is a messenger RNA of Beta vulgaris subsp. vulgaris (sugar beet), 1924 nucleotides long. RefSeq names its product farnesyl pyrophosphate synthase 1. The transcript has 12 exons. Bases 195 to 1232 code for a protein of 345 amino acids. Lineage: Eukaryota; Viridiplantae; Streptophyta; Magnoliopsida; Caryophyllales; Amaranthaceae. Gene Ontology annotation, molecular function: (2E,6E)-farnesyl diphosphate synthase activity; dimethylallyltranstransferase activity. The record is from RefSeq and is a predicted model, not a curated record. Gene Ontology annotation, biological process: trans, trans-farnesyl diphosphate biosynthetic process. Gene Ontology annotation, cellular component: cytoplasm.
CGUAUAAACAGAUUGGCAAUUGCCCAUUCUCACUCUCCCUCAAGUCCCUUAACAAGUAACAUACUAACAUGUGCUAUAAGAAAACACCUACUCCUACUUUAAAACGUGAUAUAACAAUAAGGUAAUAAAGAUUGAGAACAGGAACUGAAAAGAGAGCUUGAUAUUAAGAUUUUGGGGUUCCUAGAUCGAAGAAGAUGGAGAGAGAAAAGGAUGAAAGAGAAAGAUUUAAGCAAGUAUAUCAAGUGUUAAAAACGGAAUUGCUGCAAGAUCCUAACUUUGAGUAUGACCAUAUCUCCCGUCAAUGGGUCCAUCAGAUGCUGGAUUAUAAUGUUCCUGGAGGAAAACUUAAUAGAGGGCUGUCUGUAAUUGAGACUUAUAAGUUGCUAAAUGAUGGAAAACAACUCCAUGAAGAUGAUCUUUUUCGUUCUUCUGUUCUUGGCUGGUGCAUUCAAUGGCUGGUAGGGUGUGUCCUUGUUCUAGAUGAUAUUCUGGAUGGUUCUCACACACGGCGUGGCCAGCCUUGUUGGUUUAGAUUACCCAAGGUUGGCAUGAUUGCUGUCAAUGACGGCAUUCUACUUUGGAAUCAUAUUAACAGGAUUAUAAGGAAUCACUUUAGAGACCAACCUUAUUAUGCAGAAGUCCUUGAUUUAUUCAAUGAGGUAGAGUACCAGACAGCUUGUGGAGAAAUGAUUGAUCUGAUAACUACUCUCGAGGGGGAGAAAGAUCUGUUCAAAUAUACUUCAGAACUUCAGCAACGCAUCAGCCGGUACAAGACUGCAUAUGGAACAUUUUAUCUCCCAUUUGCGUGCGCUCUGAUCAUGUCAGGUGAGAAGCCAGAUGAGUAUAGUGAUGUGAAGGCCAUCCUCCUUGAAAUGGGCAUUUACUUCCAAGUACAGGAUGAUUAUUUAGAUUGCUUUGGUGAUCCUGAUACGGUUGGAAAGAUUGGAUCAGACAUUGAAGACUUCAAGUGUUCUUGGUUGGUUGUGCGAGCUUUGGAACUUUGCAAUGAGGAGCAGAAGAAAAUAUUACGUGAUAACUACGGGAAAGCGGAUCCUGCCAAUGUUGCCGUAGUGAAAUCCCUCUAUAAUGACCUCAAUCUUCCGGGGUACUUCGCUGAAUAUGAGAUUGAUAAGUAUGAGAAGCUGACAGUCAGCAUCGAAGCUCUUCCAAGCAAAAAUGUGCAAGCAGUGUUGAAGGCUUACUUGGGUAAAAUAUACAAGAGGCAGAAAUAGACAGAUCUCAAAGAGGGUCCUCCAAGGAUAUAGCAGAUCAUUUUUGCCAGUGUUGAGAAUAUUAAAUCAUACUUGGAGUUGCAGAUGUGUUUGUCAUAGGGAAGAAAUCGAACUUUUGCUUGACCAGUAAAGCCCUGACAUGGUUGCUGCAUGCUGUGAUUAGUCAAGCAGAAGUAAUCCUUUCAUCGAAAUCCGACAUAAAUGUUCAAAGAUGAAGUUGUUCAUUGAAUUUGAAUGUGGACGCUCAACCAUGACACUUCAAAUAUGGUUUUGUGAUGUCUGCUUGCCUUGAACUUUUUAAAAUCUGACUGUUGUUGUUUCCGGUGCUAAUCUAUUUACUGAUGCAUUAAUGCUUCAUAUAUACUACUAUAGUAUAUAGAAAAUAUGAAGUAUAAUCCAUCUUCAAAUCAUCAAAUGGUUCAAGUAUGACACUUUACGUUUUUUUUUUUAUUUUUAUUUUUUAUAAUAAGACCAGGAGAAACCUUGACAAGUUGGGGGAAUAAAGGGGAUCUCAACUUGCUAAGGGUGAGAAUUGAUCUCAAAACCUCCUGGAAUCGGGAGGAAAGUUAAGUGUUGAUACUAAGGACAAUCAUUAGUAUUUACUGGUCGUUUUUCCGAAUGCUAGUUGUUGCAAUUAUUGCAAUUCCGACAAAAUUUUAUUCUACAUACUAUUAUAUGUUUACCUUCUUUAA